Arabis nemorensis is the source of this 951-nucleotide messenger RNA. The record is from the annotation of a GenBank genome assembly. Lineage: Eukaryota; Viridiplantae; Streptophyta; Magnoliopsida; Brassicales; Brassicaceae.
AUGGCUCUUCCUAUCGAUUUCGAAGGUCUCUCUGAAGCAAUCGCAGGAAUGGGAGUUGAUGAGCAAGCAUUGAUAAGUACACUGGGGAAGUCGCAAAAGGAACAUAGAAAAUUGUUUAGGAAAGCAAGCAAAAGUUUCUUUGUGGAAGAUGAAGAAAGAGCUUUUGAGAAAUGCCAUGAUAAUUUCCUCAAACAUCUCAAGCUUGAAUUCGCUCGCUUCAAUACCGCGGUGGUUAUGUGGGCAAUGCAUCCAUGGGAGAGAGACGCGAGGUUGGUUAAGAAAGCAUUGAAGAAAGGAGAUGAAUCUUACAAUCUCAUCGUUGAGGUUUCAUGCACUCGCUCCUCUGAAGAUCUCUUAGGUGCACGCAAAGCUUACCACUCUCUCUUUGACCAAUCAAUGGAAGAAGACAUUGCAUCUCAUGUCCAUGGUCCUCAUCGCAAGUUGCUUGUGGGGCUUGUGAGUGCUUAUAGAUACGAAGGUACUAAGGUGAAGGAAGAUUCCGCAAAAUCGGAGGCUAAGAUUUUGGCUGAUGUGGUGGCUUCUUCCGGUGAGGAAGUUGUAGAGAAGGAUGAGGUUGUCAGGAUUCUGAGCACAAGAAGCAAACUUCAUCUCCAACAUGUUUACAAACAUUUUAACCAAAUCAAAGGAUCUGAUCUUCUUGAGGGUGUAUCUCAGUCUUCGCUCCUCAAUGAGGCAUUGCUUUGUUUACUCAGACCUUCUGUGUAUUUCAGCAAGAUUUUGGAUGCUUCUUUGAGCGAAAACGCAGACAAGGCUACGAAGAAAUGGUUGACAAGAGUGUUGGUUACAAGAGCGGAUCAUAGCGAUGAGAUGAAGGGGAUCGCGGAAGUGUUUCAUCAGCUCUAUGGUCAGACUUUGGCACAAAGAAUUCAAGAGAAGAUUAAAGGGAACUACAGAGAUUUCUUGCUCACACUUCUAUCCAAAUCGGAAUGA